This is a messenger RNA of Cynocephalus volans (Philippine flying lemur), 5148 nucleotides long. RefSeq names its product KN motif and ankyrin repeat domains 1 (gene KANK1). The record is from RefSeq and is a predicted model, not a curated record. Gene Ontology annotation, cellular component: cytoplasm; cytoskeleton. Gene Ontology annotation, biological process: negative regulation of actin filament polymerization. Gene Ontology annotation, molecular function: protein binding. NCBI's taxonomy places the organism in Eukaryota, Metazoa, Chordata, Mammalia, Dermoptera, Cynocephalidae. The transcript is spliced from 11 exons. The coding region runs from base 520 to 4119 and encodes 1199 amino acids.
AGGACCCAGGGCGUCAGAGGCAGGGCCGCUGCGGGCGCGUUGCGAGCAGGGAGCUGGUGCGCGGUGGAGCGCCCCGGGCGGCCGGAAAAAGCAGAUGAUGCUCUGAGUGAAGACCAUGACAAAGAACAGAAAGACCCUUAUUUUGUGGAGACCCCCUAUGGUUAUCAACUAGACUUAGAUUUCCUGAAAUAUGUGGAUGACAUACAGAAGGGAAACACCAUCAAGAAACUGAACAUCCAGAAGAGACGGAAACCAUCUGUGCCAUGCCCAGAGACCAGGGCCACACCUGGACAGCAAGGUCUGUGGACUUCAACGGAAUCCCUCUCAUCAUCCAACAGUGAUGAGAAACAGUGCCCCAACUUCUUCCUAGCCAGAAGCCAAGUUACGUCAACUCCAGUCCCAAGGCUACCUGCCCCUCUGGAGACCUUACCCGCUUUUCUUAUUAUCCCUGAAAAUCGACAGCUGCCACCUCCCUCACCGCAACUCCCAAAGCACAACCUUCAUGUCACCAAGACACUGAUGGAGACCCGGAGAAGACUCGAACAGGAAAGAGUCACCAUGCAGGUGACAUCAGGUGAGUUCAGAAGGCCCAGGCUGGCCAGUUUUGGAGGCAUGGGCUCCACAAGCUCCCUCACCUCCUUUAUGGGUUCUGGAAACCACAAUCCUGGCACAUACCAGCUUCAGAAUGGAUAUCAAGGCAACGGGGAUUAUGGUGGCUAUGCCCUGGCUGCUGCUACCACAUCCUCUAUGGGGAGCUCCAUCCGCCACAGCCCCCUAAGCUCAGGGAUCUCCACUCCAGUGACCAAUGUGAGCCCCAUGCACCUGCAGCACAUCCGCGAGCAGAUGGCCAUUGCCCUGAAACGCCUGAAAGAGCUUGAGGAGCAGGUGCGGACCAUCCCUGUGCUGCAGGUAAAGAUCUCUGUCUUGCAAGAGGAGAAAAGGCAGUUGGCCUCACAGCUGAAAAACCAGAGGGCUGCAUCCCAGAAUGAUGUCUGUGGUGUGAGGAAGCGGUCCUACAGCGCAGGGAAUGCCUCCCAGCUGGAGCAGCUCUCCCGGGCCCGGAGAAGUGGUGGGGAGUUGUACAUUGACUAUGAGGAGGAAGAGAUGGAGAGCGUGGAGCAGAGCGCGCAGAGAAUGAAGGAGUUCCGGCAGCUCACAGCAGACAUGCAGGCGCUGGAGCAGAAGGUCCAGGACAGCAGCUAUGAGGGCUCCUCGGAGCUCGGGGCCAACGGGCAGACCCGGCCUCCGGAGUGCCGGUCUGUGGCUGUGGGCGCCGAUGAGAAUAUGAACGAUAUCGUUGUGUACCACCGAGGCUCCAGGCACUGCAAGGAUGCAGCUGUGGGGAUGGUCACUGAGACGAGGAACUGUGGGGUCAGUGUGACAGAGGCCAUGCUGGGAGUGACUACUGAAGCUGACAAAGAAAUUGAGCUGCAACAGCAGACCAUAGAAGCCUUAAAGGACAAGAUCUACCGCCUGGAAGUACAGCUUAAAGAAACCACCCAUGACCGGGAGAUGACGAAACUCAAGCAAGAACUGCAGGCUGCUGGAUCGAGGAAAAAAGUUGACAAAGCCCUGAUGGCCCAGCCCCUUGUUUCCAGCAGGAUGGUGGAGGCGGUGGCGCAGACCAGAGACCAGAUGGUUGGCAGUCAUGUGGACGUGGUGGACGCGUGUGUCGGGACCUCGGUGCAAACAGACAGCGUAGGCAUCUCCUGCCAGCCCGAAGGUAAGGACCGAGCCGUGGGGCCCGAGCUGCCCAUGACCUGCUGGGUGGUUAAGGAGCGGGUGGAAGUGCACGACCGCUGCGCUGGGAGGUCGGUGCAGAUGCGCGACGAGAGUGUGGGUGUGGAGGUCAGCGUCUGCGAGACAGGCAGCAACACGGAAGAGUCCGCCGGUGACCUGACACUCUUCAAAACACACGUGAAUGUCACAGAGGUGCGGUCCAUCGGCUGCGGAGACUGUUCGGUCCAUGUGACCGUCUGCUCUCCCAAGGAGUGCGCCUCGCGUGGUGUGAACACGGAGGCCACCUGCCAGGCAGACGCUGCCGUCAUGGCCAUGCCUCCGACCACCCACCAGCACACCUGCACGGCUCUGCAACAGGUGACCCAGUUCACCAACACCGAGACAGCCUCCCUCGUGGAGUCCUGCACCAACACUUCCCUCAGCACUCUGGACAAGCAGACCAGCACCCAGGCUGUGGAGACGCGGACGGUGGCCGUAGGAGAGGGCCGUGUCAAGGACAUCAACUCCUCCACCAAGAUCCGGUCCAUCGGUGUGGGGACGUUGCUUUCUGGCAGUUCUGGGUUUGACAGGCCAUCGGCUGUGAAGACCAAAGAGUCAGGCGUGGGACAGAUAAAUAUUAAUGACAACUACCUGGUUGGUCUCAAAAUGAGGACCAUCGCUUGUGGGCCUCCACAGUUGACGGUGGGGCUGACAGCCAGCAGGAGGAGCGUGGGCGUUGGGGAUGAGCCUGUAGGGGAGCUCCUGGAGAACCCCCAGCCCCUGGCUCCCACUGGAAUGAAGACCGGCUUGGUUCACUACAUUGAGCGCAUCCAGAAGCUGCUGGCAGAACAGCAGACGCUGCUGGCUGAGAACUACAGUGAACUGGCAGAGGCUUUUGGGGAGCCUCACUCGCAGAUUGGCUCCCUCAACUCACAGCUCAUCAGCACCCUGUCAUCUAUCAAUUCUGUCAUGAAGUCUGCAAGCCCCGAAGAGCCGCGGAACCCUGACUUCCAGAAAACCAAUCUGGGUAAAAUCACAGGAACUAAUUUGGAAUGUACCUGUAAGUGUGGUGGCCUUCAGUCUGGAGGGCCAUUAAGCACCCAGACAUCCUGGCCUGAGCACCAGGUGGGGACCACAGAAGGGGAGCCCAUCAGCAGCCAGGACACCUUCCCCUCUCAGGAAAGCGCGCUGUCUCCAGUGAACCUGACAGACGACCAGAUAGCCGCUGGCCUUUAUGUAUGUACAAAUAAUGAAAGUACGCUGAAAUCCAUUAUGAAGAAGAAAGAUGGUAACAAAGAUUCAAAUGGCAUGAAAAAGAAUCUUCAGUUUGUUGGCAUUAAUGGAGGGUAUGAAACAACUUCAAGUGAUGAUUCCAGCUCAGAUGAAAGCUCUUCUUCCGAGUCAGAUGACGAGUGUGAUGUCAUUGAGUGUCCUCUUGAAGAGGAGGACGAAGAGGAGGACGAAGACACUCGGGGAGUGGCAGAAGGGCACCAUGCAGUUAAUAUUGAAGGUUUCAAGUCCACCAGGGUGGAAGAUGAAAUGCAGGUUCAAGAAUGUGAACCUGAGAAGGUGGAAAUCAGAGAGAGGUAUGAGUUAAGUGAAAAGAUGUUGUCUGCAUGCAACUUACUGAAAAAUAAUAUAAAUGAUCCCAAAGCGUUGACCAGCAAAGAUAUGAGGUUCUGUCUGAACACCCUCCAGCAUGAGUGGUUCCGUGUGUCCAGUCAGAAGUCAGCCGUUCCCGCCAUGGUGGGGGACUACAUAGCGGCUUUUGAGGCCAUCUCCCCGGACGUCCUCAGCUAUGUCAUCAACAUGGCUGAUGGCAACGGCAACACGGCCCUCCACUACAGCGUGUCUCAUUCCAACUUCGAGAUUGUGAAGCUGCUGCUGGACGCCGACGUGUGUAACGUCGAUCACCAGAACAAGGCAGGCUAUACCCCCAUCAUGCUGGCAGCUCUCGCUGCUGUGGAGGCAGAGAAGGACAUGCGGGUCGUGGAAGAACUCUUCGGCUGCGGGGACGUGAACGCCAAAGCCAGCCAGGCGGGGCAGACGGCCCUCAUGCUGGCUGUCAGCCACGGACGCAUAGACAUGGUGAAGGGCCUGCUGGCCUGUGGGGCUGACGUCAACAUCCAGGACGACGAGGGCUCCACGGCCCUGAUGUGUGCCAGCGAGCACGGCCAUGUGGAGAUCGUCAAGCUGCUGCUGGCCCAGCCAGGCUGCAACGGCCAUCUGGAGGACAAUGAUGGCAGCACCGCGCUCUCGAUAGCCCUGGAGGCAGGACACAAGGACAUCGCCGUUCUUCUGUACGCCCAUGUCAACUUCGCAAAAGCCCAGUCUCCGGGCACCCCUAGGCUUGGAAGGAAGACGUCACCUGGUCCCACCCACCGAGGUUCAUUUGAUUGAUUAUGUGCAAAUAGCGCUCCAUGUACAUGCCACCAUUAAGCUGCUAAUUGUUCCUGAUGGGGUGACAGAUACUGAAUGUAUAUGUAUUGUGUCUGGGCUCACCAGCAAACAGAAGUAUAAUGCCACGGGCUCAAGGCCGAAGCUUUCACAGUGGGAGUGGAGCCAGCAGGAGACUGUUGACCUGGGCAGGUGUCUGCCAUCUUCUGUCUGUGUAGGACACACUUUAACCCGUCUCUGUGGCCACCAAAUCUCUGCUCUGUUAUGUACAGUUGUAGGAAACUGUAACCUGACCUUUUCCUUUCUUCACCACUCCCACCACAAAGAAGUGUCAGGUUCUAACUGGCAUCGGGUUUUUUAAAUUUUCCACAAAUAUGAGGGUACUUCAGAAAGUCCAUGGAAAGAUUUGUAUUAUCUUUUAGUUCUGUUUUUCCAUGAACUUGUUGAAGUAUCCCUGUAUUUAUAUUUAUUAAAUGUGGAACCAUUGGAAUGCUCUUCCAAAAUUCCAUUCCAGGAUGGUGGUGUCGAUUUUUCUUUGUCUUUAUUAUUUUAAAGUAAGGAAGUUGAGGUGACCUUGAUCAUCAGCAACUUGGGCCUGGGCUGGAAGUUUCUGGUUUAAAAAUAGAAGAUGGAACUCUCUAAAAGUAUAAAACUUACAAAAGGAAAUAUUUUCAGUUGGUUUUAUCAAGGUGGAUGUAUUAUAUGACUUUUUAUAUAAAAGGUAUCUAUAUGAAAUUGACACAGUAUUUUCAAUUUUUAUAUUCCACAGUAAUUAAAGACACAAAGAACUACAUGUAACGUUACCAUAUUUUUAUUAAUAAAUAAUUGCACAGCCCUGUCUGUAAUGAUAAAGGUUGAAUUGUGUUAGAGGAAUCGGCUAUAUAUUUGCCUCUAGAAAAACAGUGUAGUUCUCUUUGUAUUUAUGGAUUCCUUUAUACCAUGUCACAUCUACUUUCAUCCCGUAUGUAUUUAAAUGUUUGAAGUGCCUUAGACUCUUGCCAUAUUUUCAAAAUAAAAUUUCAUUAAGCUCUU